Molecule: messenger RNA, 5836 nt
Organism: Solea senegalensis (Senegalese sole)
Lineage: Eukaryota; Metazoa; Chordata; Actinopteri; Pleuronectiformes; Soleidae
Product: ATP-citrate synthase-like
Exons: 30
Coding region: 162-3524 (1120 amino acids)
Biological process (GO): fatty acid biosynthetic process; acetyl-CoA biosynthetic process; tricarboxylic acid cycle
Cellular component (GO): cytosol
Molecular function (GO): ATP citrate synthase activity
Source: RefSeq, a predicted model, not a curated record
UCAGAUAAUGGCGUGACGGGUUGACGGCUGGUAGAAGCAGACUCCCGGUUAGAGAAGAGGACGCGACUGUGCUGCCGUGUCAUUUGUCACCAGGACACCACUCCCGUCUUUCGACAAGGCGUAACGUUCAUUUAUAAGUUACUGUGCUAACGAAUGCUGAAAUGUCAGCGAAAGCCAUCUCAGAGCAGACGGGAAAAGAAUUCUUGUACAAGCACAUCUGCACCUCGGCCGCUGUUCAGAACCGCUUCUCCUAUUCCAGAGUCACCACUGAGACUGACUGGAACCGCCUCACUCAGGAGCACCCAUGGCUGCUGACAGAGCGGCUGGUGGUGAAACCAGAUCAGCUUAUCAAGCGGCGUGGGAAGCUAGGGCUUGUGGGCAUCGACCUGGACCUGCAGGGAGUCAAGGAGUGGCUGAAAGACCGCUUCAUGAAAGAGACCACUGUGGGCAAGGCAAAGGGUGUGCUGAAGAAUUUCCUCAUUGAGCCAUUUGUUCCACACACACAGGAGGAGGAGUUCUAUGUGUGCAUCUAUGCCACACGUGAGGGGGAUCAUGUGCUUUUCCACCAUGAGGGAGGAGUGGAGGUGGGUGAUGUGGAUGCCAAGGCCCAGAGGCUGAUGGUUGCAGUGAAUGAAAAGCUGACUGAGGACCAAGUCAAAGAGCAUCUCCUCACAAAUGUUUCUGAAGAUAAGAAAGGAGUCCUGUCUAAUUUUAUCGUGGGCCUCUUCAACUUGUAUGAAGACCUCUACUUCACCUACCUCGAGAUCAACCCUCUUGUUGUUACUGAAGGUGGAGUGUACGUACUUGACAUGGCUGCUAAGAUCGAUGCCACAGCGGAUUACAUCUGCAAGGCUAAAUGGGGGGAUGUGGAGUUUCCACCACCUUUUGGUAGAGAGGCGUAUCCAGAGGAGGCAUACAUUGCAGAUCUGGACGCAAAGAGUGGUGCCAGUUUAAAGUUGACAUUGCUAAACCCUCGUGGCCGAAUCUGGACCAUGGUGGCUGGAGGAGGGGCUUCAGUUGUCUACAGUGACACCAUCUGUGACCUGGGCGGAGUGGAUGAGCUGGCAAACUAUGGAGAAUAUUCCGGUGCUCCCAGUGAGCAGCAGACGUACGACUACGCAAAAACCAUCCUAUCUCUCAUGACACGUGAAAAACACCCUGAAGGGAAAGUGCUGAUCAUCGGAGGAAGUAUUGCCAACUUCACCAAUGUAGCAGCCACAUUCAAGGGCAUUGUCAGGGCCAUCAAAGACUACCAGGGUCCUCUGAAGGAACACGAGGUCACCAUCUUUGUACGACGUGGUGGACCGAACUACCAGGAGGGCCUGAGGGUGAUGGGGGAAGUAGGUAAGACCACGGGUAUUCCUAUCCACGUGUUUGGUACUGAAACCCAUAUGACGGCCAUUGUCGGUAUGGCCCUGGGCCACCGACCAAUCCCUAACCAGCCCCCAAUGGACGCACAUACUGCCAACUUCCUCCUUAAUGCCAGCAGUAGUGCAAAGACUCCAGCUUCCACAAGGACGGCUUCCUUCUCUGAACCCAGGUCACCCAGUGACGCCACUCCAGCAAAAAAGUGUAAAGCAGGUCUUCCAGCAGACUCUCUUCAUACUAUACUGUGGCCUCUGAAGAAUGUGGUCACAGCAGAUUGGAAAGCACAAGCUUCUUCAGCCUGCAGUGGAGCCAAAGCCACUACACUCUUCAGAAAAAACACCAAGUCCAUUGUGUGGGGAAUGCAGACGCGCGCCGUGCAGGGCAUGCUGGACUUUGACUACGUGUGCUCCCGGGAUGAACCUUCUGUGGCAGCUAUGGUCUAUCCCUUUACUGGAGAUCACAAGCAGAAGUUCUAUUGGGGCCACAAAGAAAUCCUGCUGCCAGUCUACAAGAGCAUGGCUGAUGCCACAAAGAAGCACCCGGAGGUGGACGUCAUGAUCAGUUUUGCGUCGCUGCGCUCAGCCUUCGACAGCACAGUGGAGGCCAUGCAGUACCCACAGAUUCACACCAUUGCCAUUAUAGCCGAGGGCAUCCCUGAAGCACAGACGAGGAAGCUGAUCAAGAUGGCGGACGAGAAAGGCGUCACAAUCAUUGGUCCUGCCACGGUCGGUGGCAUCAAGCCAGGCUGUUUUAAAAUUGGCAACACCGGUGGUAUGCUGGAUAACAUCCUGGCUUCCAAACUGUACCGUCCAGGCAGCGUGGCCUAUGUGUCACGCUCUGGAGGCAUGUCCAACGAGCUGAACAACAUCAUCUCCCGCACCACAGACGGUGUCUAUGAAGGUGUCGCCAUUGGAGGAGACAGAUAUCCAGGCUCGACCUUCAUGGAUCACGUUCUUCGUUACCAGGACACUCCAGGCAUUCAGAUGAUAGUGGUGCUGGGAGAGAUUGGAGGCACAGAGGAGUACAAGAUCUGCCAAGGCAUCCAAGAGGGCAGGAUAACCAAGCCUGUAGUGUGCUGGUGUAUUGGAACCUGUGCCACCAUGUUUGCUUCAGAGGUUCAGUUCGGCCAUGCAGGGGCCUGCGCCAACCAGGCUUCAGAAACAGCGAUGGCCAAGAACCAGGCUCUGAGGGACGCCGGGGCUUUUGUUCCCAAGAGCUUUGACGAGCUGGGAGAUGUCAUCAGGACUGUUUAUGAUGAGCUGGUGGCCAAUGGUACCAUCGUUCCUGCCCAGGAGGUUCCUCCUCCAACUGUACCUAUGGAUUAUUCUUGGGCAAGGGAGUUGGGACUGAUCCGUAAACCAGCGUCGUUCAUGACCAGCAUCUGUGACGAACGAGGCCAGGAGCUCAUCUAUGCCGGCAUGUCCAUCACCGAAGUCUUUAAAGAGGAGAUGGGCAUUGGAGGCGUGCUGGGUUUGCUCUGGUUCCAGCGCAGGUUGCCCCGCUACGCCUGCCAGUUCAUUGAAAUGUGUCUGAUGGUGACAGCAGACCACGGGCCCGCUGUCUCUGGUGCACACAACACCAUUGUCUGUGCUCGUGCAGGCAAAGACCUGGUGUCAAGCCUCACCUCUGGCCUGCUCACUAUCGGUGACCGUUUCGGAGGUGCUCUGGAUGCAGCUGCAAAGCAGUUCAGUAAGGCCUUCGACAGCGGCAUGCUGCCCAUGGAAUUUGUCAACAAGAUGAAGAAGGACGGGAAACUGAUCAUGGGCAUCGGCCACAGGGUCAAAUCGAUUAAUAACCCAGACAUGCGGGUGCAGAUCCUGAAGGACUUUGUGAAGCAGCAUUUCCCUUCCAGCCAACUACUCGACUACGCCCUGGAUGUCGAGAAAAUCACCACUUCUAAGAAACCCAACCUAAUCCUCAAUGUAGACGGUUUUAUUGGUGUUGCCUUUGUGGACCUGCUCAGAACAUGUGGCGGCUUCACACGAGAUGAGGCUGACGAGUUUGUGGAGAUCGGUGCACUAAAUGGCAUCUUUGUCCUCGGCCGAAGUAUGGGCUUCAUCGGCCAUUACCUGGACCAGAAGCGGCUGAAACAGGGACUGUACCGUCACCCCUGGGACGAUAUCUCCUAUGUGCUUCCUGAACACAUGUCCAUGUAAAAAAAAAAACCACGUCCCAGACUGGGACACCCUCGUUUCACUCCACAUACAUUUACUCUCUGGUUAUGACAAUAGCUGUCUCUUGGGAAACAAAGGGCAGGAUGACUCUGGAAAGUAGAAGUAUUAUCUAGUUUAGGGAUCUGGGUAAAGUUUUUUUCAAUCUAGUUUUUACGGAGACAAAGGGGAGUAUAUUUUUAGAUUUAGUUUUUGACAAAUAAUUUAAAAAGUCUGAGAUGUAACUGAUUCAGUUUUGAAGAAAGAGCCAAACCAAUGCAAACUUCAAAUGUGCAAAAUUCAAAACUGAGCGCCAGCAUGUCGGACCACAAUAAGUAUACUAUCGUGAUUGUGCACACAUAGUACAUGCAUGUGUCGGCCCUGUUGUCAGGAAAACGGACACCUAACACUUGUGACCUGUAAGGGAGGAGGGCUCUCUGGGGACAUGUUGACCAACGUUCUGCCUCGACAGCUCUUCUAGUGCUGUGUUUAAGUGUAACAAGCACACUCGAAAUUGUGUAAACAACAUCUCCAUCUGAGUUUUUAGAUAACUUUAAGCACUUUAAGAACUUUAAGCACAUCAUUGAUAUGAUGAGAACGUAAAAGCUAAGAUCAUGGUACAUGGUUCUGUUGAGCUAAGAAAACAUCGGUACUGACUACAUGUUUACGUAAAUGAUAUUUGUUUCCUGACAUCGCGUGAGGCCAAAUGCUGCAAAUUGCGCCUUUUUUUUAUUAAAAAAAAAUUAAUAAUGAUAAUGAAGGCUUCUGUUACAUAGUUGGCUUAAAGCACAUUUAAAAUCUGACUCCUGAUUUUUAUGGGGUCUGAUGAAAAUGCAGGAGCAGCUGCUGCUGGGAAAUGUUUUCAAGUUCACCAAUACACUCGUAUUGUCUUUUCUGUUCUGUUUGCAAACAAUAGUUCUGAUUUAUUUGAACAUGCAUCUGCCUGUUCCAGUCCACAACAAAGUGUGCUUAAGUAUACUUCCUUCAGAGUCUUGCACCUUAGUUUUAACACUAGUAAAUGUAGACCCACUGUGGGUUUUCUAAUUUCUUUCUGACUUUCACUCCUAUUAAGAAAGAUAAUAUUAAACCAAAUUGGUAGAUAUAACCCAGUAGUAGCUAUAACAGGGUGUAUCUAGAUUGAACAUUUUGAGAAUGAGGCAUUAACAGAUUAAGCAAGGACACAUACCCAGGAUCUAAAGCCUCACUUCCGUUAAGCAGUACAGUGCAAUUUGUCAUGAUAACCCUGCGCUGGUUUGCGUGUCCACUACAGGUUAAAGUUGUACAGAGUGCAGUGUGUUUAGCUCCAUCCCUAAAGAGCCGGACCGCUGUGCUUGAUACCCCAACAUUAGUGUGCCAAACACUGGGUCACUUACCUUGGUACUCCACUUAAUGUUUGACAGUGAAAUCACAAAUAAUUGCGUAACACUGAAGUGAUCCGGACUUUGCCACUUUGUGGAAACAGGGUCAGUAACAUUGACUUUCUGUUUACAACCCCUGUUGUAGACAAGUAAUUGAAAUUCAUCAACUACUGUAAAUUUGAUGCAGUUUAUUUUACACUACUCAAAUUAAUUUACUUGUGCUGCAGUUCAGAAUAUCUAUUAGGAAAUGGGAGAAUGUCAAAGCAGGACAGAGGAAACGCUUCAUGAAUGAGCCCUAUGAGUCUUGGAAGCAUCUUUAGUGAGGGACCAUGAAAGCAUUUUGCUUUUUUCUGGGAUGUUAUUGUUCUUGUAAAAUGGGAGAGUUGUUGACUCGGAAAAAUAAUCGUUCACUAAAAAAAACAAACUCAAAGUGCUUUGUAACUACCCACUCUGCAGCCUGUUGUGUUUGGUCCUUGUUUUGCUGUUUUUAUUUAACUAUGAAAGAAAUGCUUUGUUUUUGUACUAUGCUGUCAUAUAGUAUAAUAAUGAUGAUAAUAAUAAUAAUAAUAAAGGGCGUAUUGUUUUACUUUUCAUGUUAGCUGGUGUCCGUUAAUUCUGUGCUAGUGGAACAAGAGCGAGCUGACGGAGAGUAGAACAAUGAUUUCAAUGACCCUACUUAAAUAAUUACAAAUGGCUUUGUGAUAUCAGGGUCCUCACUUUGGUGAAAUUUAAUCAUAGAGUAAAAAUGGCAUAGAGCUUGAAGCUAUUCCAAAGAAAUGAUGAGGUGAAAGCUAAACAGUAUUUUACUUGCAAAUAUGGUAUGAAAGGACAGACGCCAAAAGCUGUUCCACUGUGACUUUGGUAGCAUUUGGUUGUUUUCUUUGUUCACUCAUCUGUUAUAUACAUGAUCUUCAAUUUAUGGAUUGCAAACUAAAAAUUAUAAACCUUUACAAAUUUAAA